UUUCAGGUGAUAACUAACCUCUCCCAGUCAUCAUCAUUAUGGAUGGAGACGCUACCACUCAGCAGACAGGGGUGGUCGAUGGUGUAACAGCUGAGGGGCAGGUGCAUGGAGACCAUGUUAAAGGUCAAGACGUAGGUGGACAUCACGGUGUAUCGUCUGUUACAAAUGCACAGCAUGUCAUCACUGGCAAUCAGGAACACGUACCUUCCAGGCAUCAACUUGUUCAUCCAAUAGUAUCUGUACACUCCAUUGAUGGACGGCUUAGUAUUAAGAAGGAUCCCAUGUUGUCAGGCCACACAGUACAGCCCUCUAUACGACAAGACAGUAUACAGGACCAGUUAUUAGUGGCAGUGCAAUCAAUUCAUGACAAUACAGUGACGACUUCAGCCGCUGAUGUCAAUAAAUAUGAUGUGUCCAACGCCUCGUCUGUGCCUACACUAGCAGCUCAUCAGCUGAUGAUGAACCCAGCUACGUUACAGGCAUUACAAGCACAACAGCAAGCAUUACUAGCACAUCAUGGACUAGGCACACAGGUGAGCACUGGUCAACACUUACUGUCUACAACACAACAAGUACUACCUAAUACUGUUACACCGACGGCUUCAGCUGCUGGCCAGCACCAGCUUGCUCAGCAACAAGUAGUUCAGCAACAAGCAGCACAACAAGCAGCACAACAAGCAGCUCAACAACAGGCAGCCCAGCAACAAGCAGCUCAACAACAGGCAGCUCAACAACAGGCAGCUCAACAACAGGCAGCUCAACAACAAGCUGUUCAACAACAAGCUGUUCAACAAGCAGUUCAACAACAGGCAGCUCAACAACAACAACAACAAACUUCUCAGACACAGCAAAACGCAUCAUCUCAAGUGUUAACCCUGCCAGCCACUAGCUUAACUGGUCAGCAGCUUAUUACCAUUCCUGCCAACAGCGCAACGGGACAGCCCCAGCAACAUUUUCUCACAAUUCCAGUUACAAAUUCUACAGGACAGCAACAAAUCCUAACAAUUCCUGUGACAAUUGCGCAGGGACAGGGUGGGGUCCAAUUUCUUGCCAUCCCGUCGUCAACUGGUCAAGUUCUUUCUGCUGCUGGUCUUGGAGGUAUUCCAAGUGGACAGAUGGUGACAACUGUUGCAGCCCAACCAACUACUCCCUCCGCUGUGUCUUCUACUGUAAGCUCACAAUGUGCUGUGUUGCCAAGCACUCUCUGUACUUCUACAGCACAAACACAACCCACACUAACUGCUGUAUCCGCUGCAGGCGCUAUUGCUGCCACUCCUCAAGUUACUGCCUCUACCCACCAAACAAUGACUGCCCAACCCCAGGUUCUUCAGAAUACUACCAAUCAAGUGAUGACUGCUGCCAUUCCAUCUGUAAAUACGCACCUCAGUACACAAGGUGUGGCUGUGUCUGCGGUAGGUUUGUCCAGUUCUACUGGCCAGUCAGUGCUGACUCAGCCCACUAUUCCUUCUAGUUCGUUAUCUACAGCUGUCACGGCGACACAAAGUUCUCCCCAAACCCAGGCUAAUCCUGCCGGCAGCACCACCAAUAUUAGUCAGCUUACUACAAAUGGUAACAGUAACACGGAGGUGGAUGGCGUCAAUUUGGAAGAAAUUCGUGAAUUUGCCAAGCAGUUCAAGAUUCGACGGCUUUCCUUGGGGCUCACUCAGACUCAAGUUGGGCAAGCACUGAGUGCAACUGAAGGUCCAGCGUAUAGUCAGUCUGCCAUUUGCAGGUUUGAAAAGUUGGACAUUACCCCCAAAAGUGCUCAGAAAAUCAAACCAGUUCUUGAACAGUGGAUGUCCGAAGCUGAAGAUCGUCAUAAAAAUGGUGUGGGACCUUUGACAGAGUUUGUUGGCAGUGAACCAUCCAAAAAGCGGAAACGUCGUACCUCGUUUACCCCGCAGGCACUAGAGAUACUGAAUUCACAUUUUGAGAAAAAUACCCACCCAUCAAGUCAGGAUAUGACAGAGUUAUCUAAUAAACUGAACUAUGACAGGGAGGUAGUUAGAGUGUGGUUCUGUAAUAAAAGACAAGCAUUGAAAAACACCAUCAAACGAUUAAAGCAUGAUGGUACAGUGGAGAAUCAAUCUAGUGUCUAG
Molecule: messenger RNA, 2099 nt
Organism: Saccoglossus kowalevskii
Lineage: Eukaryota; Metazoa; Hemichordata; Enteropneusta; Harrimaniidae
Biological process (GO): regulation of transcription by RNA polymerase II
Molecular function (GO): DNA-binding transcription factor activity, RNA polymerase II-specific; RNA polymerase II cis-regulatory region sequence-specific DNA binding
Source: RefSeq, a predicted model, not a curated record